GUGCCUGGCGCCCACCCAGCCCGAGGGGAGCCCCCAGCAUGCGGCUGAAGCCCGGCGCGCUCCUGCGCUUCUACAGCCUCUGCGGGAUCCUCAUACAAGGUAGCCAAGGGCAGUUUCCACUUACACAGAAUGUCACAGUUGUUGAAGGGGGAACGGCAAAUUUGACCUGCAGGGUCGAUCAAAACGAUAACACCUCCCUCCAGUGGUCAAAUCCAGCUCAACAGACAUUGUACUUCGACGACAAGAAAGCUCUACGGGACAACAGAAUUGAGCUGGUUCGAGCUUCGUGGCAUGAACUGAGUAUCAGUGUCAGCGAUGUGUCUCUGUCAGAUGAAGGGCAGUACACCUGCUCUUUAUUUACUAUGCCUGUCAAAACCUCCAAGGCUUUUCUUACCGUUCUUGGUGUUCCUGAGAAGCCACAAAUUACUGGAUUUACUUCACCAGUUAUGGAAGGCGAGAGAAUGCAGCUAACUUGCAAGACAUCUGGUAGCAAGCCAGCAGCUGAUAUCAGAUGGUUCAAGAAUGACAAAGAAGUUAAAGAUGUUAAAUAUUUAAAAGAAGAAGAUGCAACUCGUAAAACAUUCACAGUCAGCAGCACACUGGAUUUCCUUGCAGAUCGCAAUGAUGAUGGUGCAGUUGUAAGCUGCAGAGUAGAUCACGAAUCCCUAAAUGCUACACCUCAAAUAGCAAUGCAGGUUCUAGAAAUACACUAUACACCUUUAGUUAAAAUCAUUUCUUCUAAUUCGUGGCCUGAAGAAGGACAAUCUAUAAUUUUGACUUGUGAAUCCAAAGGAAAACCAGUGCCAGAACCAGUAUUGUGGACAAAGGAUGGUGGAGAACUACCAGAUCCAGAGCGAAUGGUUGUCAACGGCAGAGUCCUCAGCAUCAGUUUCCUAAACAAAACAGACAAUGGCACAUAUCGAUGUGAAGCAAAAAACCCAAUUGGCCGAAACAGCACAGAAUAUGUUCUGAUAGUACAUGAUGUUUUCAACACUUUGCUUCCCACUACUGUCAUCCCCUCCCUUACCACUGCAACAGUCACAACCACUGUAACCUUAACAGCCAGCACAACCACAUCGGCAAGAGCCAUCAGCACCAGAGAUCCAAAUGCUUUGGCUGGACAGACCGGACCUGACCACGCUCUAAUAGGAGGAAUAGUGGCUGUAGUUGUCUUUGUAACGCUAUGUUCUAUAAUUCUCCUUGGUCGAUACCUGGCAAGACAUAAAGGAACAUAUUUAACAAACGAAGCAAAAGGAGCUGAAGAUGCACCUGAUGCCGACACAGCCAUUAUCAAUGCAGAAGGCAGCCAAGUCAAUGCAGAGGAGAAAAAGGAGUAUUUCAUUUAGAUACAGAACUAGAAUCUUGGAGUUUUACUUAUCAGGCUGAAUGGUGGAGAAAACUGGCUAUCAUUUUUCAGACUUCAUUUCUGCCAUAUUCUGCUAUCUUUAUUAACUUGCAUACCUGCUCUAAGUAGCCAGUUUAUACCAACAAUCAGCUCUUGACAUCCCCAUUCUAUAAUUACAGCAUCGUGUAUAAAGCAGGACAUUUCUUAUUGCCUAAAAUUCAUAUCCACUGCUCUCUUAACAUACAGUGCUUGAAUAUACAGCCUUAACAAUGUUAAUCAUCAUCUUAAUUCAAGUUUUCUACAUUUUUAAAUGUUAUACAGCUUUCUUCUUUUUCAGUUUCUUUUACCAUGAUCCCUACUAGUAUGUCAUAGAACAAUAUUCAUAACAAAUACUAUUAGGUAAGGACCUAAUUUACUUACAUAAAAUGUUAAGUCUAAGACUAGAGGUUUACAAAGAAUGUUUUAUACAUGUCUAUAAUUAAAAAAGCAACUUGUUUUUGAGACAUAUGCCCUAGGAAAUACAAACAGAAGUCUUUGUAGAAUAGUUUUUUGUGUGCUUGGAUUUGGUGGGAUAAAAAAACAACUAUCCAUCCACUAAAUUUUUUGUUUUGCUUUGCUUUGCUUUAUUAUGUUUUAAAUGGUACCUUGACAGCAGUGCCAUGUUUCAGUGAUAAAAUCAUGCUGAAUAGCUAAACUGAUUCUGCAAAUUUAGAUAAUAGUGCUUCAUUUGAAACAAAUUUGUCUUUCCAUUAUACUGCUUUUUUGGGAUUACAAAGAUUAGAGAUUUGUUUUGUGUGUGAGUAAUUUCUGUUUUUGUAAUUUAUUUGCUUUACAUGGACUCACCUGCCUACUCAAAUUUGAAGCGUCCAUGGGGCAUGACUGCAAGACAUUUUAGUAUAUGUAUAUAGUGCAUAUAAUAAAUUCAAUUAAACAUUGUUUGAUACAUAUUUAACUUUUUUGGCAGUAGCUAAGUCAGUCACAAGUAGGCAUUUUCUAAUGUCAUUAUAUCCCUUUAGAUAUGACUCAAAUAAAUAUUCUGAGUAGGUAACAUGUAUAAGUAUUUUUUUUGUCUGUAUGUCCUAGCACUGUUCAGCAGCAAACUUUUCUAGUUCUUGUUAGUUUUUCUUUGUUAUACAAUGGAAGCACAAUGUUAUAUGGAAAGGUAGUUUUAUGCUAACAACCAGUGCACAGCCUCAGGUUUUAAAUUACAACCACAUUUGAUUACAAUCCUUAAAAAAUACUAUUGAGUUGCAAAAAUUAUCAGUUUUUAAUUUGGCAGUUCCAGAGCUGCUUCUCUAUGUUGGUU
Lagopus leucura (white-tailed ptarmigan) is the source of this 2651-nucleotide messenger RNA. RefSeq names its product cell adhesion molecule 2 (gene CADM2). The record is from RefSeq and is a predicted model, not a curated record. NCBI's taxonomy places the organism in Eukaryota, Metazoa, Chordata, Aves, Galliformes, Phasianidae. The transcript has 10 exons. The coding region runs from base 39 to 1346 and encodes 435 amino acids.